Messenger RNA from Chanos chanos (milkfish), 1860 nucleotides. Its product is annotated as guanylate-binding protein 1-like. NCBI's taxonomy places the organism in Eukaryota, Metazoa, Chordata, Actinopteri, Gonorynchiformes, Chanidae. The transcript has 10 exons. The record is from RefSeq and is a predicted model, not a curated record. Gene Ontology annotation, molecular function: GTP binding; GTPase activity. Bases 1 to 1860 code for a protein of 619 amino acids.
AUGCCAGAGCCCAUCUGUCUGAUUGACAGUGAUGAGAAUGGGUGCAUGUGUGUCAGGAGAGAGGCACUGGAGAUUCUGGAGCAGAUCACACAGCCCGUGGUGGUGGUGGCCAUAGUGGGGCUCUACCGCACUGGAAAAUCCUUCCUCAUGAACAGACUGGCUGGAAAAAACAAUGGCUUUGCUCUGGGAGCCACUAUUGAGUCUAAGACCAAAGGCAUCUGGAUGUGGUGUGUACGUCACCCUACUAAAGAAGGACACACUCUAGUGCUGCUGGAUACUGAGGGACUGGGAGAUGUAGACAAGGGUGAUGAGAAACAUGACACUUGGAUAUUCUCCCUGGCCAUUUUACUCAGUAGUUCUCUGGUCUACAACAGCAUGGGGACCAUUAAUAACCAUGCCCUGGAGAAACUGCACUAUGUCACCAAACUGACUGAACACAUCAAAGUGAAGUCAGGAUUGAGAGAAGAUGACCAGUCCACAGAAUUUAUGUCAUUUUUCCCAUCGUUUGUGUGGACGGUUCGAGACUUUACUUUGAAACUUGAACUGGAGGGUCAACCCAUCACUUCUGACCAAUACUUGGACAAGGCUCUGAAGCUCAGGCCGGGGUCAUCCAAGAGGACUGAGCAGUACAACCUGCCCCGUCGCUGUUUGCGUGAGUUCUUUUCUCCUCGGAAAUGUUUUGUGUUUGAGCGUCCAACAACCGAGGAGAAGAUGAGUCAGAUGGAGCAGUUAAAAGAUGCAGACCUAAAGUCUGGUUUUUUGAAAGAGGUGGGAGAUUUCUGCAGCUAUAUCUUUACUAAUGCUCAAGCCAAGACCAUGAGAGAAGGCCUUGAACUUACUGGCAGAAUGUUAGGGACUCUGGCAGAGACAUAUGUUGAGGCAAUCAGCAAUGGGCAGGUGCCCUGUCUGGACAACGCUGUUGAGUCAUUGUCACAGAUUCAGAAUAAACGUGCUGUAAUCGAAGCCCUGGAUUUUUAUAAGAGUGAGAUGAGUCGAAAUGUCCAACUUCCCACAGAAACUCAGGAGGACCUGUCUGAAAUCCAUACAGAUAUACAAAGAGAGGCAGUUAAUAUCUUCAUCAGUGGCUCUUUCAAUGAUGUCGAACAGAGACACCAGAUUGAACUAAUGAGGAGCCUGCAUAGUGUCUAUGAGGAGUACUGUAGAGAUAAUGUGGAGACAUCUCGCAAAAUGUGCAAGUCUGUCAUAUCUCGUGUGUUUUCCACACUGGAGACAGAACUGAGGAAAGGGUCAUACAUGCGGCCUGGGGGCUACACAGAAUACCGCAGUGCCCAGGAGAGAGCAAUUGAGCAGUACAGAUCAGAGAAAGGCCAUGGACUCAUGAGUGAGGAGGUGCUACAAGAGUACCUGAGUGAGAAAGAGGGGAUUGGAUUCAACAUUUUGGCAGCCGACAAGUCCCUCACAGAAUCCCAGCAGGAAAUCGAAAGGUUGCGGUUGAAAGCCGAGGCAGACGAGCAGCAGCGAAUGGCUUUGGAAGAGCAGAAGAGGAGAACAAAACAGCAAGACAAGGAUCAAGAGAGAGCCUAUGAGGAAAACAAGAAACAGCUGCAGGAGAAGAUGAAGAGAAAAACACAGAUUGCCAUGCAGGACCUUGAUCGAGUGCUGAAUGCCAAACUGGAGGAGCAGAGACACUUGAUGGAGAACGGAUUUAAAGACAGAGCUGAAAGAAUGCAGAGAGACAUUGACAACUUGAAAGAGAAGGAGAAAAAAUUGAAAAUGACUUGGUCAUCUCUUAUCAGCACAGCACUAGAAACGAUAGGGACAGCUGCACUGUUUUUUUUACCAGGUCCCGGAAAAUUAGUAGGAUUUGGCCUGUCUGCACUCUCUAAGGUCUUUAAAUGA